Messenger RNA from Misgurnus anguillicaudatus (oriental weatherfish), 2212 nucleotides. The record is from RefSeq and is a predicted model, not a curated record. Lineage: Eukaryota; Metazoa; Chordata; Actinopteri; Cypriniformes; Cobitidae.
GUCUUUCAAGAUAAUCAAGGAUGCUGGAUUUACAGGUGCUGUUGUGCACAAAAUGCUGAAGCACAGUGGACAUAACUUCAAUAUACAAGAAGAGGGUGUCAAAAACCGUAUUGACCCAGAAUUACUGGCGUUAAUUCAGAUGUGGCUUGAGCAAGGAUUAUCAGUCUCUGAAACACUUCUAAGGAGUGUUGAUUGGGCAGGAAGGCAUGGACAUAAAGACAAACUAAAUCGCAGAUACUAUGUUACACCAGAGGAUAUAAGAAUAAUUCAAAAGAGCCUCAAUGCCCUAAUUUUUCCAGAUGUAAAAGAUUGUAUCAGUGUUGAUAUACUUGCCACCUCAGAGUUAAAGGAGAAUAUUUGCUUCUAUCAACCACUAAGUGAUGGACAGCCCUUGAUAAUUGUAGUACAGACACCUUGGCAAAAACAACUUCUCAAGGAACAUCCACAUCCAAUGGUGUUCAUGGAUGCCACCUACAGGGGGAUCACCUCUUAUGGCUAUGCAUUUUAUGCACUUCUUCUAAGUAAUAGUAUUGGAAGAGGAGUUCCAUUUGCAUACUUUAUCGUAAGUCAGGAAUCAACAGCCACACUCACUCUGUGCUUGGAAAAGCUUUCUAGCUGUAAUCCUGGAUUUCUUCCCCGGUCAGUCAUGAUUGAUAGGGACCUGAAAGAGCACAAUGCCAUUAGACAGAUAUUUCCAUCGGCAAAGAUAUUCCUUUGUUGGUUUCAUGUCCUGCAGGCCGUGCAUAGGUGGUUGGUCAAACGAGAUGGAGGAAACCUGCCAGCGAGCCAGAGAAACAUGGUGAUUCAUGCAAUGGUUGCAAUGAAGGGGUGUUUAACAGAAGAGGACUUCAUUCACACUUCUGCCACCAAGUGCAAGGAGCUAGAUUCCUACCUUGGUAGUACAAACGUAUCUACAUACUUGAAGAAUCAGUGGAUUCCUUUGAGGGAGCUGUGGUCCAAUUUUGGCAGAUCAUUCAAUCACGAAAAUUGUGAAACCAAUAACAAGGCAGAAAGAUUCUUUCUCACAAUUAAAUAUCAGUUCCUGAAAGGAAACGCAAACAGGCGUAUUGAUCAGCUCCUUGGCCUGCUGUGUGGAGAUGUUCACAAAUAUUACUGUUACAUGGAUGAGCUGGCGGCAAACGGACGAAUCAAAGGAGCCAAUGCUGAUGACUUCUCUAAUGUUGUCAAGUCUAUGUUUGAGAAGGGUCUGGAUUCAAAAUGUGAAAUUAAUAAAGAGGGCACAUGUUUUGUUCCACCACAUACAAGUACUCAGUCCCACACAGUUGAUUUGGUCAUGGUGAGAUGUGACUGCAAAAGAUCCAAAUGCGGUUCUUUGUGUAAACACAUAGUUUUCUCAAGAUUAGUUGCACAGCAACAAGGAUUAAAUAUUCAAGACAUAAGGUCUGAUCUUGCUAAAAAAAUCGUUAAUUGUCACUCAUAUUUCUCAGAUGAUGAAACCCUAACUGUUUUUCACAGUGACGGCAGUGUAGGGACUAUAAGUCACAAAAGUCCAACAUUUUGUACAUGUAUAGCAAAUAGCCAUUAUGAAACAUGUGUUUGUAUUUUGGUUCACAACAUCCUCUACGUUUCACCGACGCCCUGUGAGUUGAUUGCGAAUCAUUCAGAUUGCCAGAAAACACCAAAUCAAAUGCCAAAAGCCAAACUCCAGGCCAUGUUAACAGACCUUGUUGAAUGGAGCCAAUCAGACAUGUACACUGAAAACAAGGAGCUGUACAAGAUGUUAGAGAGGGCACACAAACUAGUUUUUUCAAACUUCAGCAUUCAGUCAAGAAAAAGAAAAAUAACUGUCCUGCAUGCCUAUCGACAACAGAUUAAAAAGGCCAGACAUGUACUCACCAAGAAUUACAUUUGUAAAAGAAAAAACAAAAGAAAAAGGCUAAAUAAAAAUUAAAGAGUUGUCCUUUGUAUGUACAAUUUAUGAUCUGCAGAUGCAAAAAAAUCUGAUAAAACAAUCUGGGAAAAAAUAACUGCUGGUUGCUAAUUUCACAUUUAAUGUUUCUCAAAGGCAUUAUAAGCAGGCUAGUAUGUGUAUGUUUGUGUGUGUUAAGUAUUUGUUGUACAUAUUUCUAGCAUUUUAAAUUGUAAAAUAAAACACACAGAUAAUGUUUUGUAUUUUUAUUAUACUUCUGGAUUGUGUACAUUAACAUUUAAGCAUUUGAACAAUUCAACAAUAAAGUGCAAAAAAGCCUUA